Didymosphaeria variabile is the source of this 414-nucleotide messenger RNA. RefSeq lists its product as uncharacterized. The transcript has 2 exons. NCBI's taxonomy places the organism in Eukaryota, Fungi, Ascomycota, Dothideomycetes, Pleosporales, Didymosphaeriaceae. Bases 1 to 414 code for a protein of 137 amino acids. Gene Ontology annotation, molecular function: ribosome binding. The record is from RefSeq and is a predicted model, not a curated record. Gene Ontology annotation, cellular component: mitochondrion; Cbp3p-Cbp6 complex. Gene Ontology annotation, biological process: mitochondrial respiratory chain complex III assembly.
AUGUCGCAGCCUACAACAGUAAAGCACUACACGCGCAUCCUUUCUCUCUGGCCUAAGGAUUCCCUCCGCCCAAACCUUCCCUUCACACGCACAAUCGAGCGCCGCGCAACACCCUAUGGCGUAAAACCCGUAUCACCGCCCGUCGAGGAUGCUAAGAAUUCCGAUACAUCCGCGGGAAAGCCUGCGCCCAUUGCAAAGUCAAGCCCACAGGCCGAGUUGCCACAGAUCAAUGCGCUAUACUCCCUGCUCGAAAACCGAUACAGCAAGAAAUACCCAAUAUCGCCCGGCCUGCUGAAGCCGACAUCGAAUCCGGAGCACUAUGAUCGCCUGAUGGAAGAGAUUGAGCGCGCGCCUAAGAAGAGCUGGCUUCAGGCAAAGAUGGAUGAGUGGAAGAUGAAGAUCAGAUGGCAGUAA